GUCUUUGGUUUUAUUCUCUUGUCUAUGCAUAGUUUUGUAUUGUACUGUUUUUUGACAAUUGUUUACGGACAUUUGGUUACGGGGUGGGGUAUGAACUGUCAAAGCACUGAAGGAUUUUUAUAAUUCUUGUAAAUAUGAUACAUUUUAGGAAUUAAUCUGAACAAUAUUUUGAGCAAAGAACCGCACUGAGCCUGAAAAUUUUACGAGGAAGCUUUAAUAAAAACUAAAGAUUGACUCUGUGUGGGGUUGGGCCUCUCCCCCUCUACGCCUGCAUCUCUUCCGCCCCCGCAGCAGGAUGGGGGAGAUGGUGCUUGGAGAGCGGCCUCCCUCGCCCGCCCGCCUGGCCCACACGUCGGAGAAGCACCCUCGGGGGAUCCUGACCGAGCUCAAUGUGUUGCGGAGGCAUCGAGAGCUAUGCGACGUGGUGCUCAAUGUUGGUUCCCGCAAAAUAUUUGCCCACAGGGUGAUUCUCUCCGCCUGCAGUCCGUAUUUCCGUGCCAUGUUCACGGGCGAACUGGCGGAGUCUCGGCAGACAGAAGUCACAAUCCGUGACAUCGAUGAAGUAGCGAUGGAGCUCCUUAUUGACUUCUGCUACACGUCUCACAUUGUGGUGGAGGAGGCGAAUGUACAGACACUUCUGCCGGCAGCAUGCUUAUUGCAACUGGCUGAAAUCCAAGAAAUAUGCUGUGAGUUCCUGAAGCGCCAGUUAGACCCGUCCAACUGCCUCGGCAUUCGUGCCUUUGCAGACACACAUUCGUGUCGGGAGCUACUUCGGAUAGCUGACAAGUUCACGCAACAUAAUUUUCAAGAGGUGAUGGAGAGCGAGGAGUUCCUGCUGCUGCCGGUCGGCCAGCUGGUCGACAUCAUCUCCAGCGACGAGCUGAACGUGCGCUCGGAGGAGCAGGUGUUCAGCGCCGUCAUGUCCUGGGUCAAGUACAACGUGACGGAGCGGCGGCAGCACCUGGCCCAGGUUUUGCAGCACGUGCGCCUGCCCCUGCUGAGCCCCAAGUUCCUGGUGGGCACGGUGGGCUCCGACCUGCUGGUGCGCAGCGAUGAGGCGUGCCGCGACCUGGUCGACGAGGCCAAGAACUACCUCCUGCUGCCCCAGGAGCGGCCGCUCAUGCAGGGCCCCAGGACCAGGCCCAGGAAGCCGACGCGGAGGGGCGAGGUCCUGUUCGCAGUGGGGGGAUGGUGCAGCGGUGAUGCCAUAGCCUCUGUGGAGAGGUUCGACCCGCAGUCCUCCGACUGGAAGAUGGUUGCACCAAUGAGCAAGCGACGCUGUGGCGUGGGUGUGGCGGUGUUGAACGACCUCCUGUAUGCAGUGGGUGGUCAUGAUGGCCAGUCGUACCUCAACAGUAUAGAGAGGUACGACCCGCAGACAAACCAGUGGUCGUGUGACGUAGCCCCCACCACAUCAUGUCGGACCAGUGUUGGUGUUGCGGUGCUUGAUGGAUUCCUGUACGCUGUUGGAGGUCAGGACGGAGUGCAGUGUCUCAACCACGUGGAAAGGUAUGAUCCGAAAGAGAACAAGUGGAGCAAAGUUGCGCCAAUGACAACACGUCGACUUGGUGUGGCGGUCGCAGUGCUGGGUGGAUACUUGUAUGCUAUCGGAGGCUCUGAUGGCCAGUGCCCCUUGAACACAGUGGAGCGGUACGACCCCAGGCAGAACAAGUGGUCGCCCGUGUCCCCCAUGUCGACGAGGCGCAAGCACCUGGGCUGUGCCGUGUUCAACAACUUGAUCUACGCCGUGGGGGGCCGCGACGACUGCAUGGAGCUGUCGAGCGCCGAGAGGUACAACCCCCACUCCAACACCUGGAGCCCCAUCGUGGCCAUGACUUCUCGCCGGAGCGGGGUCGGUCUGGCGGUUGUCAAUGGGCAGCUGUACGCAGUGGGCGGUUUUGACGGCACCGCGUACCUCAAGACGAUAGAAGUCUAUGACACGGACCAAAACCAAUGGAGGUUGUGCGGGUCUAUGAACUACCGCCGCCUGGGCGGAGGGGUGGGCGUCAUGCGUGCCCCGCAGACGGAGAACUACUUCUGUAAAAAGAAGAUCUCUCUAUGAAGCCUUCAUGCUAUGGUUUUGGUGUCAGCAUGUUACAAACUGACAUUAAGCCUCUCCAACAUGUCCCAAUUUGUGUGUACAGGAGAAGCAGUUUUUUUUUUUUUAAGUGGGUGGCUGCAGUGCUACCUUAUCACCUUCCAUGUUCUUUUAUUGUAAAUAAAUACAUCUUCAUGCUUGUAUCAUAAUUCCAUAAAACUUUUAAAGUGUAAUUUUAUCUACAUUGUAAAUUAAAUGUAAAGAGCUUCCUUA
Molecule: messenger RNA, 2311 nt
Organism: Bacillus rossius redtenbacheri
Lineage: Eukaryota; Metazoa; Arthropoda; Insecta; Phasmatodea; Bacillidae
Gene: dbo
Product: kelch-like protein diablo
Exons: 12
Coding region: 296-2062 (588 amino acids)
Molecular function (GO): protein binding
Source: RefSeq, a predicted model, not a curated record